This is a messenger RNA of Alosa alosa (allis shad), 2372 nucleotides long. It is a transcript of the gene ugp2b, whose product is annotated as UDP-glucose pyrophosphorylase 2b. The record is from RefSeq and is a predicted model, not a curated record. Bases 298 to 1821 code for a protein of 507 amino acids. Gene Ontology annotation, molecular function: UTP:glucose-1-phosphate uridylyltransferase activity. Lineage: Eukaryota; Metazoa; Chordata; Actinopteri; Clupeiformes; Clupeidae. The transcript has 10 exons. Gene Ontology annotation, cellular component: cytoplasm. Gene Ontology annotation, biological process: UDP-alpha-D-glucose metabolic process; glycogen metabolic process.
UAGGGCAAGGCUACAGUAAACCUCGUUCUGGAGGAGGGCAAGUAGAGAUGAUGGUUCAUUUGCUCGAAGUUGAUCUGAAGAUGACGGUCAAUAGUCAACGCGGAUUGAACACAUCAAUUCUUAAGUGAAUAUCUUAAGCUUCAAAGGCUCUCUUUUUUUUUCUCUCAAUGUGGACAUUUUUACUUUACGCCAAUACAGUUUGACUAUUUUUUCGUAGGAAAAUUAUAAGAUAGGACUGGUUUAAUUGGAAUAGCCUACAUUUUUUGUUCGUUGUUUAAACCUGGCCUUACUUUCAGCAUGUACUACGCAGAAGGUCUCUGUAAGAAGGGACAAAACUCCUGGAUGGCUCAGUUUGAAGAAGAGAUGCAGCAGCAGCUGGAGAGCUCACUACACAGUGAGCUGGAGAAGCUGCUGAGCACUGCUCAGGGAGCGGACGCAGAGGUUUCCAAGAAGGACUUUGAUGGCUUCAAAAAACUAUUCCAUAGAUUUCUUCAAGUGAAGGGACCAUCAGUGGAAUGGCCAAAAAUCCACAGGCCUCCAGAGGACUCGAUCCAGCCAUACGACAGGAUCAAGGCCAAGGGGCUCCCAGACAACGUAGCUGACAGCCUGAACAAGCUUGUGGUGGUGAAGCUCAAUGGAGGCCUGGGAACCAGCAUGGGCUGCAAAGGGCCCAAGAGCCUUAUCAGCGUCCGCAACGAGAACACCUUCCUGGACCUGACCGUGCAGCAGAUUGAGCAUCUGAAUAAGACCUACGACACAAACGUGCCCUUGGUGCUGAUGAACUCUUUCAACACAGAUGAGGACACCAAGAAAAUCCUGCAGAAGUACACACACCACCGAGUGAAAAUACACACCUUCAACCAGAGCAGGUAUCCACGGAUCAACAAAGAGUCCCUUCUGCCCGUGGCGAAGGAUCUGGGCAUGACGGGCGAGAACGCAGAUGUCUGGUACCCACCAGGCCAUGGAGACAUCUACGCCAGCUUCUACAACUCGGGCCUGCUGGACCAGCUCAUUGCAGAGGGCAAGGAGUACAUCUUCGUAUCCAACAUCGACAAUCUGGGCGCCACCGUGGACCUGUCUAUCCUGAACCACCUGAUGAACCCGCCCAACGGCAAACGCUGCGAAUUCGUCAUGGAGGUCACUGACAAGACUCGGGCUGACGUCAAGGGUGGCACGCUGAUCCAGUACGAUGGCAAACUGAGGCUGCUGGAGAUCGCCCAGGUGCCCAAGGCCCACGUGGACGAGUUCAAGUCCGUCAGCAAGUUCAAGAUCUUCAACACCAACAACCUGUGGAUCUCCCUGCCCGCCAUCAAGAGGCUACAGGAGCAGAACGCCAUCGACAUGGAGAUCAUUGUCAACCCUAAGACACUGGACGGUGGCCUGAACGUGAUCCAGCUGGAGACGGCGGUGGGCGCCGCCAUCAAGAGCUUCGACAACGCGCUGGGCAUUAACGUGCCUCGCAGUCGCUUCCUGCCAGUCAAGACCACCUCCGACUUGCUGCUGGUCAUGUCCAACCUGUAUAGCCUGGAUGCCGGCUCGCUCACCAUGAGCCAGAAGCGCGAGUUCCCCACCACGCCACACGUCAAGCUGGGCAGCUCCUUCACCAAGGUGCAGGAGUUCUUGACUAGAUUUGAGAGCAUCCCUGACAUGUUGGAACUGGACCACCUUACAGUGUCUGGAGACGUCACGUGCGGCAAGCGCGUCUCACUAAAGGGAACUGUCAUCAUCAUUGCCAAUCAUGGAGACAGGAUCGACAUUCCGGCCGGAUCGAUGCUGGAGAACAAGAUAGUGUCAGGAAAUCUGCGCAUUCUGGACCACUAAGGCCUUUUAGGAACUUUCCGGAACCCACACAGAAGCCUCCACAGCCUCAGUCUCUCUGCUCUGAACGGUCUGUUACGGCAGGAGAGACUGGUGCCACAAACACAACAUGCAUUACCCACUGUAAAAAAAGAAAGAGAUUAUAUGUAGCCUAUUAGUUUUGGUGUUAAGAACUUUGUAUUUUAAAAAAAAGAAAGAAAAAAAAAUCCCCACCGUCACUUUGAGUCGAAAUGUCAGACCUUCAGGUUUGUGUAAUAUUCCCCCCCACAGAUUAUAUUAUUAACACCACUUCUCCUCUCUUCUUUUUCACAAGGAGAAACAGAAAACACCCCUGGUGUAGUACUAUCACAAGAUGUUUUUUUUUUGUUACAGUUUUUACAAUACAAAUGCGAACAUGACUUGUGAAAAUGUGAACGUUGUCUGCGGACUGGGAGUCUGCAAGCAAUAAGUGUUUCUUUGGCAACGGCGACAAUUAUACCCCAGUGUGUCCGAGCCUCAAUGGGACGCCGGUACUGUCCUUGGAACAAAAUUAAAAAGUGCAAUAUGGAUUUCAA